AUGCAACUUUAUUCGCUUUUGUGGGUUCAUGAGGUUAAGAUCAUCAAGGAUAAUUAUGUAACCAAGACGCACCUAGAAGAGCUAAAGAAAGAUAAAUCUUUCUUAAAAACAUCCACAUCACCAGCUCAUCAUCAUAAGGUAGGUAGAAGGUGCAGUGCCUUCUUGUUGGAUGUGGGUACUACGUUCGGCGACAGUGGGCCGAUGGGCUUGUCGCACGAGUUAUCAACAGCUGAUGUACCGUUACAAACAACUGACGUACAGACAGAGACGGAAAAGAUAGCUAUCGCACAAGUAGCUAGUCGUGCUCGUGAUAGUGUCGAUGCACUCGCACCUGUGUCAGAUAUGCAUAAGGCUGACCUCUUUACAUCUGGAGGCGUGACUGCUUAUAACGGUGCGGAUGGGCGGCAAUCAUUCAGCGCAGGAGGCGCUAAAACAACUCCAAUUCCAAUGCAGAACUCACCGAGUAAAAGCAGGAUGAAUGAUGACAAAACAAUUGUAGUGAAUAAGUUCUCUAACAAUAAUAACGCAAUAAAAGAUACAUCUUGUGAUGGUAAUUUUCAGUCUUCGCUAACUAUGGCCGAAAUAUUGAAAAAAGGUGAAGCUUGGAAAAAUGAAGAACCGCCAGAGGCCUGGAUAAAAGUUCAAAAGCGCAGAUUGCGUAACCGUUUUAUAGGAGCAGGCCCGUCGGUUGAAAGAGCAGCUGCAGUGCGGACAGGAGGAAUAGGCCCGCCGACAGGAGGAACAGGUCCGUCGGCUGGAAGACUGCUCUGCUUGCAGCGCAGACAGGAGGAACAGGCCCGUCUGUUGGAAGAUCAGCAGCCGGAACAGACUUGUCGGUCGGAAGAGCAGAUGCUCCUCAUGAAGGACCUUCACACUACCUUUGGGAAAGAGAUAAGGGAGGUGAAGGAUAGGGUUGCUCAACAUGACAACCGCCUGUCGGAAGCUGAAACCCAAAUCAAGGAAGCUAAAACCCAAAUCGACCAAGUGAACAAUCGGGUUGACAACGUAAUGGCUGACAUGAAAAAAUCACUAGACGAACUCAAACUUGGGGAUGGAACUACAGCUCCCAUAGUAACUACUACACCUUCGCUACGUGGGUUCAAGGUCAAAAUCCAGAUCGAGGCUGUUAUGAAGGCGAACGGCUGGAAUAAAAGUCAGGCCAUGACUGCUCUCACACUUGGCCUGCGCGACCAGGUCUUAACAGUUCACUCUCGGUGA
Molecule: messenger RNA, 1218 nt
Organism: Parnassius apollo (apollo)
Lineage: Eukaryota; Metazoa; Arthropoda; Insecta; Lepidoptera; Papilionidae
Source: the annotation of a GenBank genome assembly